CACCUGAGCCUGCAGUCGGCGGAGCCGCUUCUCGUUAGUUCUGUUUGGACCGCAGUCGCACAAUGAAGUACUUCCUGCUUUUACUGGCCGUCGCCGCCACCGUGCACGCGACCGAGGUCCGGCCGUGCCAGCAAGGCGUCAAGUUUGCGGAGGACGACGUGAAGAUCACCAACUGUGCCGUGCCUCCCUGCCGACUGCGACAGAAGAGCAAAGUCGGCGUCGAAAUUAAGCUGAAGCCAGCUGAAGACAUCAAGUCAUUGACGACCAACGUGUUCGCUGUGGUCUUUGGAGUGCCUCUACCCUUUGUAGGCGUCGAUGGCACAGACGCCUGUGGAAACAUCUACAAUGCGGACGGCACCACCAAGGUUGGAUGCCCUCUGAGAGCUGGGGAGGAGUACGUGUACAAAAACGCUUUCGACGUAUUGAACUCGUACCCAAGGAUCAAAGUUGACGUCUCCUGGUCGUUGUCAGAUGGAAGUAUUUUCAACGAGAAGGUCUACCACUGCUUCAAAAUCCAGUCCAGAAUCACGUCAUAACUUGGGAGAGGAGGCUGCUUGUCGGCGCGCAUUUGGUGUUCCCGGCGAAUUAAAAUGGACAAAAACUCGACUGUGUAUUCUUAAGUGGAUGAAGGAGGCAACUUUGCAAUCCAGCAACUUUUUGACGCACAUAUUGUUGGAGAAUCCACGCACGAGAGCUCUCUCCCUCUCACUCUUGCCUAAUUAGCGCCGACGGAGCCGCAUUUUGUAACGUAUUUGCCUCUGAUGAGCACCGCACCUCGAAAUAAAAUUAAGAGCAGCAAA
This is a messenger RNA of Cloeon dipterum, 800 nucleotides long. It is a transcript of the gene Npc2b, whose product is annotated as Niemann-Pick type C-2b. Gene Ontology annotation, molecular function: sterol binding. The record is from RefSeq and is a predicted model, not a curated record. Bases 63 to 536 code for a protein of 157 amino acids. The transcript has 4 exons. Lineage: Eukaryota; Metazoa; Arthropoda; Insecta; Ephemeroptera; Baetidae. Gene Ontology annotation, biological process: sterol transport.